Messenger RNA from Aspergillus ruber CBS 135680, 1320 nucleotides. RefSeq lists its product as uncharacterized. The record is from RefSeq and is a predicted model, not a curated record. Lineage: Eukaryota; Fungi; Ascomycota; Eurotiomycetes; Eurotiales; Aspergillaceae. The coding region runs from base 492 to 986 and encodes 164 amino acids. The transcript has a single exon.
CUUUUUCUGCUCGACUGGUAGUACUUUUCAGUAUUAUGCGAUGUGAUCUCAAUGCCUACUUCGGGCCAAUAAAUGAGCAGCGGUACACUGCAUCCCAGCUUUUGUCGACACAAGCACAUCAAUCAGCACGCUUUUGUUUGUCUAAUUUUAUUGUUCACUCAACGAAAGCAAGACGCAGUCCCCAAGGCAUACACCAGGACCGGUUAGAUCCCGACCAUUGCCGGGCUGAAACCCGGGGAAGGCAAUCUACUCGGAGACUAGGUCGCCGUUUUGAGGUCGGACAGUCCAAGGGGAGAUCCGAAUAGUCUCAAAUUCCCCUGCGAAUAAUUCGCCCGCUCGCAUUCGAGAGACCCACAGGUGAUGAUAUACGGAGCAAAAUGUCCGACGGUGACCAACAACGAACGUACCUUCAAGCAUACCACGGCUCCAUGUCCUCAUACUCGUGUCUCCCAUUUUAAUAGUCAGUCAUCAACGGGUUUAUCCGAACAAUCAUGAUCUCCCGAAUCCGCCAUUGGUUUCUUCCCCGGCCCGUCGCCAACAGCGGCUCUCAACUGCGCGACCACCUAGCCAACGAGCGCACAUUUUUGUCAUGGACGCGCAUGGGCCUAGCAUUUGCCGCCAUGGCACUAGCCCUCGGGCGCCUGGGCAUCAUCGACCACGUUUUCAACACCGAAUGGAAGAAGAACGAGGCGGCAAAAUCUAAAGACCGACAGACUACUACCGGCCCCGCCGCCCACGAACCCAGACUCCCCCUGACGGGAGCGAACGAUAUCCUGGCUGGUAAAUUAUGCUGGGCCAUUAGCGCCUGGUCGUUUGGAUAUGGCAUCUUUCGCUACAUUUCUAUUCGACAGACGCUGCUUUCGGGACGCUUUGUCCCGGCGAUUUGGGGCCCGAUCCUGAUGACAUGCGGCUCGGUUGGGUCUCUGGGGGUUCUGUUACAGUCGGGGACUGGGCGGCCUCUGACAGAGUCGAGUAAGUCGGGAUAAUUGACUUGUUGACUUUGAAGCGAUUAUGCCCUGGGGGCUCUUCCUGAGUUGUAAGAUUACGAAAUUCAAUCGCCAUCUAGAUGGGUUUUAGACAUGUUCGGGGAGAAAAUAAUGUCAUGUCUUAUGCGUCACUUGAAAAAGUCGCAACAUGUUACGGUGGACUGAGGGGAAUCUCCUUUUUGAAAAUUCAGCGCCUGUAUUUAUUAGAAUGAUGUACAAAACCGUUAUCGUGUAGAAUUAUAUUGCUAGGACACAACCUCCAUCGGCCACCGCAUCAACGAAACCAAAUGUUCAUUUCCAGCCCUCCUAAUAAGACCAUCAAUCACCGCGAUCU